Molecule: messenger RNA, 5569 nt
Organism: Lates calcarifer (barramundi perch)
Lineage: Eukaryota; Metazoa; Chordata; Actinopteri; Centropomidae
Gene: susd5
Product: sushi domain containing 5
Biological process (GO): cell adhesion; Notch signaling pathway
Molecular function (GO): hyaluronic acid binding
Source: RefSeq, a predicted model, not a curated record
GUCAGUCUCUCUGGCCGCCUUUGCCCACCCUAAAGAUUUUGAGGCCGUGACGUAUUUACUAACGGGCACACGCGAGUUUUCACACCGGUGCUUCAUCUGCUUGCGAGGGCGACUAUUUGGGGGGAGAGAUAAACUGCGCCUCGCUCUCGAGCCACUCGGACCGUUUUCUCUCCGCUAACACCAGCCGCACUUGUCAACAAGGCUUACCUUCCCUCAGCUCAGUCCACCUCUGUCCACCAGGAGGGAAAAGUAGAAGGAGUUUUCUGCUCUCCACCGUCACUUUGACCCGUGAGGUUGUAAAUACGAAGUCAUUUUUGGAAGUUUCUGGACCAACAUUAAAAAAAAAGUGAGAAUUAGCUAAAGCGCAAACAGAAGAUGCGGGAUCGUUUUGUUCUGUCACUGCUCUUUGGAUGCCUGGCUUGUCUUGUGGUGACCUCUGUUGUGAAUGCAGACGGUCGAGUGUUCGUGUUGGACCUGAGGAACUCCUCUGGCCCACAGGGCUUCAGAGACGCUGAGCGGGCUUGUGCCUCGCGACAUGCCCGCUUGGCAUCAGCGGAGGAGCUCCGUCACGCUGUGGUGGAAUGCUUCUUCUCCCCCUGCACCAGUGGAUGGCUCUAUGGAGGCACAGUGGGGACCACGGUGUGUAGUGUUGUGGGCAGUGCGCUGAAAGCAGUGGACGUGAGAACAGAAAACGCCACAGAGGACGCUGCACACCUGGACGCCUUCUGUAUCAAAGACAAAGAUGAGCCGUGUGGAGACCCUCCAUCUUUUCCCAAUGCCCGUCUGCAGGGGCACACUGGGUUCGACAUGGGCGAUGAGCUGCUGUACGUGUGUGUGCCAGGUUAUGUGAUGCCCAGUGGACACAGUGCCUUCAGCCUGCUUUGCGACAGCUGUGGAGAGUGGUACGGACAUGUGCAGCUUUGUGUCAAAGAUGAGACUGAAAGUCACGUUGACUAUGAGGACAAGUUCACAGAUUCCUAUGGAGAAGAGGAGCACCAUAGCGAGAGACCAGAGGAGGCUCAUGGCGAAGUGUACGAGGAGGUGCAUGGAGCUGCGUACCCGGAGGAGAAGAUCAGUAAAGAGCAGCAAGCAACAAGCUUUGGUGUUGAACUAGAGGAGGAGCAUCAAUACCAGCAUGGAGAGCAGGAAAAUGGAGGAGAGAUGAUUGGGAUAAAAUCUGAAGAUGUUGUAGAUGGAGGAGAAAAAGCUGUUGAAGACUUUAUAGGCAAUCCAAGGUGGGAGCAGGAGAGGAGAGAGGUGGUGAGGAUAGAUGCAGCUGCAGCCACUGAGGCACCUGUCUCUCUUCUGUCCCAGAAACACAUGUUCUGGUUCCCUUCUGAGGCUUUUCAGGAGGAGGGACUUCCUGUCUCCACCAAUCCAGUCACACAGACGACACAGAGAGCCUCAGGCGCCCAAUCAGAGGAGAGCAAAGAGCACGAGAGCCAAGAGAGGCACCACAUCCAGCAUCCUGUUGAUGUUGACAACCGUGAUGACCGUGAGCAAGACAGCUACGGCGAUCGUGACACAGGCGACCAAGAUGAUCGUGGUGACAGCCACCAUGACGUCAAGGAUGUCCAUGAAGACAGUCGCCUUGAUGAUCAGGAUGACCACGACAGCCACCAGGACAAAGACGACUAUGAUGAUCAAGUGAAACAUUACUUUCCAGCUCAGCAUGAUGAUCUGGACAGACGGAACCGCCACGAAAAAGACGAUGACAGUCACGACGACCAUUAUGACAUGGGCGAACAUGAAGAUGAGCGGAUUCGCUACAGCAGCCAGGACUAUGAUGAUCGAGAUGAUACAUACGAUGAACACAAAAGCUUCGAGGAUCAUGAGGAUGUGACUGACGAUCAUGGUGUUGUUGAUCAAGAGCAUCCGGAAGGUUCGAAGGAACAUCUGGACCACGAUGACCACGAUGAUGGUGAGGAGCAUUACAACCUGGAGGAGGACGAUAACGACCGUUACACUGAUCACGAUGAUCAUGAGCACAACGACCAUGACAGCUAUGAUGAUCAUGAUAGCCAUGAAGAUGAUGAUGAUAGUCAUCAGCAUGUAGUAUUUUCUGCAGUAGAUGAGCAUCAGAAUGUCACUCAGAGAGGAGCAGGAGAAAAGGCCACCACAGAUGAAACCUGGCUAGACGGCUACCCUGUCGCUCCAGAGGACACAGAAAAAGGUGACUCCACAACAGAAAGGGAUGGACCAGAGGAUAAAGAGAAGGGGACACCAGCCAGGGCAACAGACAGACCCAAUGAGGUGGAGAUUCGUAGACCCGUCCCUUACACCAGCUUACCAGAGGAACAUGAAUCUCCCACCACAGAGCCUGAACAAGAGGGUGUGGAGGAGGUGUGGCCUGGCUUCAUUCCCACUGCUGCUCCUUCCCCUGACCAUUUCGAGCCCUCAGACUCCCCCUCAUACUCUGACACCCUUGACUACGACACACAACAAGUAGCCCCCACCCAUUCCUGGCAGGGUGACCUCACCGAGCACCCAUUCCUCGAUUUCGGCCCAGCUCCUCCAGUGCAUGAUGGUGACAUCCUCACCGGAGUGAUGGAGGAGCACACCGUGUACAACCUGCCGGGCGAGGCUGGGGAGCGGGGCGAGGUGGAAGGGGAGAAGGGGUCGACGAUCUGUAUGGGCGAUGACUGCCCUCCAAGCUCCUCCAGCCGAGGUCCUACGGUAGCUGCCAUAAUUGUAGCAGUGUGCGCGGUUGCCGCGGCGGUCAUCGUUGGGGUGUGGUGUUACCGACGGCAACAGCAGAAGAGCUCGAUGUACGAGAUGAAUGGGAAGGGCCAAAGUCAGACCAGACAGGGCCAACAGAUAGAGAUGCAGCAAAAAGUGUAAGAGCAAGAGAUGAGGGAAGAAGGACACUGACAGAGGGCAGAGACAUUUGGGAGGGAUGGAACGAUUGAGAUGAAUUUGAGAGGAAAGCGCAGCCUUUCAUCUUACUAGAUACUACUGCUUCAUUGAAGAUUUUGGAUAGGUAUGAACCGUAAAUCUUACCGAGGUGAUGCACAGAAUUUUAUAAAACAGUGAGAACUGGUGAAACAACAUGGUAGCAGUUCUCUCCCACUUAUAAAUUCUACAGAAAUUCACCCAUCUUGGUCAUACCUAUUCAUUAUUUUCAAAGCUCUAGUGUCUAGCUGGACAGGUGGAGAGGCUGUGUCUGGACUGGACUCAGCUCCAGGCUGAAUGAAAAAAGAGACUGUAAGGAAAUGACCAUGUAGGAAAACCACAAGAAGGCAUGCCUGCCUGCCUGAAUAUUAUGAACUCAACCUCCAAAGCUCUUGGACAUUGUGGUAAAGAUUCUCAGUGUUACCUUGCUGUUGUUUUUGUUGACUUUAUUGAGUGCUCUGUUUAUUGUUUAUGUGUAUUGUUCUGGAUUUAUUGAUCUCAAUCUUCUUUUCUGUUUAUGGUGUUUAUAAAAAACUUUAUCCCACUUGUUAGUCCUCAACAAGAACGCUGAAGUUCAGAACACUUCAGGUCAUCGCAGGUUUGGGCAGGUUGUCCCAGAUGAAUGACCUGGCUUCUGUCAGACCAGCAUGAAAGAAAAAAAAGAAGAAAGGAUGAUGAUGAUGGUUAGACCAGAUGAGAGUGGGAUGAGCGGUAUGAAGAGAACUGAGAGGGAAAGCAAAGGAAAAAGAGGCCGGGGAAUGGUGCGGUAAGAAGUAUGACGGGAGAAACAUUUGAAGACUUUCCUGCCUCUGUUUGUUUUGACAGUCAGCUGGUGAGAAAUACAGAGCGGGUGUCAAGACAGCAGACUCAGCCCCAUGUGUGUGUGUGUGUGUGUGUUUGUGUGUGUGUGUGUGUGUGUGUGUGUGAGAGAUAGAGUGCGUAUGUGUGUGUCUCAGGUUCAUGCAAUCCGCCGCUCUACGGUUUGAAGUUUCCAACUGAGGACCCAGAGUGGAUGCUGACGGCAUUUAGACCAACUAGAGAUCAAACAUUGUGAUGCUGCCAUGGCAACAGAGAGAAACCACCCCAAAUGUUAUCGUUAAAAGAUUAGUAGACAUAUUCUGACUUAUUCUGACUUUUAAGAGUGUGUUUUCUUUUUUUUUCAUGAAAGUUCAUGAAAGAGAUUUUAAGUAUCUUGUGGAGCUGGAGAGUCCAUGACUUUAGGUUAAAAUUAGAGCUUGGCCUCCUGCCCUGUGUAUUUUCACAUUUAGCGUCAUAUGAUAAAUAAAAUGUAGCUAAAUAUUUUUUGAUAUAACAUCAGAAGGUUAUAUUUCCCUAAUUGAUUUCCUUUAUGUCUGCUCUAAAGCAGACAUGAGCAGGUAAAGAAGUUUGUCUGGAUUGGACUGUCAGAUUAUUAGUUGACUGAACUUCUAGUUAGAUAUCAACGUUAGAUAUCAACGUUGCUGGAGGAAUUCAAAUAUAUGUGAAUUCACACAAUUUGUUUAUCAAAAAAAUUCUGAUAUGAUUAAAUUUAGGUAAGACGUUCUUUAUGUGAGUAAUUUGAUUAAUUUGGUUGUCAAGCCCUAGUUCAAAAAACAUAUUGAUAUUUAUACCUUUGCUGUUUCCGUACUGUGCCAAAUACUUGGAAACAAAGUAAAUUACUAAAUUAGGAAAGCUCAUAAAAAGGUGCAUUUAUGUAUAUAAAGUCAAAUAAGCAUGUGAGAUUUUAGAUAUUAGAGUUAGUAAUUCUAGUGACGUAUAAAGAAAAACAACAUGAAGUAGGUUACAAUAACUGUUGACAGUGGGUGGUGUCUGGCAGACCAGGCACUUUAUGGAGUCAUCAGUCAUGAAUAAUAAUUAAAUUUUUUCUCAUACAUUUCUAACAUAACAUCUGAUGUUCUCAGCUGGUUUAUAAAAAGUACUUUAAUUGUGUUAUCUUUAAUCUUGUUAUGAAAUAAGGAUUUGUUGGAUUUGGAGAAUAAGAGCCAAUUUCUUUCCCAGACUGAUUUAAUUCAGUCUUUUUCAUUUCUGUACCAUGAUGUCUGAAGCUAUAGUGACACUAUUCAUGGAUGAGGGUAUAGGGGAUUAAGUACCUGUUGUCUAUAUGUUUCUGUAAAUAUGAAUCUAUGACUGUAUUAAUUUGUUGCUGUACAUACUAUAGCAUAACUGAUGUCACCUCACCAAGACAGCCAAGCACAGUUAACAUUAGACAUUACCUCUUUAUGUCUCACACAGGGUCAACUCAUUUCCACCACUCAAAAUCUCAUCCACUGCCUGUUACAUGUGCUAUCCCACUCUGCUGUUUAAACACUAGUAGGCCUACUGUACUUGCAAAAGUCCAACUUGUCUGAUCUCACGCCAGAUUAGCCACAUGAUCUGAUGCCUCCACACUGAUAGUGAUCAUCAACAAUGUUAAAACACUGAGGCUAAAUUUCGAAUCACUUGAGUUUUGUGCAAAAUCAAGACACUCAUGAAAGCCAAUAGGAAAACAGGAAAUAAUGUUUUGUUGUUGCUGUGUCUUGUUCACAUGAUGCUUCAAUGUGUCCAUUUCAUCUCCAUUUCAAACAGCCUGAUGUGUGUGAUGUCAGGAUGAAGUGUGUACUGUAUAUGUGUUCACAAUAAACUCCUGAACACCCGAAUCUGUGGUGAUUAUUGCAUUAAAUGUGGUUUUAACUCUUCA